Messenger RNA from Spinacia oleracea (spinach), 1930 nucleotides. RefSeq names its product probable transcription factor At3g04930. The record is from RefSeq and is a predicted model, not a curated record. NCBI's taxonomy places the organism in Eukaryota, Viridiplantae, Streptophyta, Magnoliopsida, Caryophyllales, Amaranthaceae. Gene Ontology annotation, cellular component: nucleus. The coding region runs from base 212 to 1642 and encodes 476 amino acids. The transcript has a single exon. Gene Ontology annotation, biological process: regulation of DNA-templated transcription.
AUAGAGACACACACAUACACAACACAUUCACAUCCUCAAAACAAACUACUCGUGAACACCUCCCCCCCUCUCCCUUCUCCUAACCACCCGGUCCAACUCUCACCUUUUUUAGCCUCUUCUUCUUUUCUUAACCUAACCCACCUCCCUUCCCUUCUUUCUCUCCCUUCCCACCACACCACCCCUUCCGUUUUCUCUCUCCUCCCUUCCCCUCAUGGCUUCCGAAGAGGACCAGCCUAUCUACAACGACGAUGAUUUCGACGACGAUGAUGAUGACAGUGAACCUCUCAAUGGUGGUGUUCCUGACGACGAUGUUGCCGUUGAUUCCGAUUCUUCUUCCGGCGAAGAUUCCACCAUUGCCGGAGAUUCCACCGCUGUUACUGUUGCUAUUCCUUCCUCCUCCACUGCUAUCUCCGUUGCUGUUCCGCCACCAGCGCCGAACUCUUCGAGUGCUGUGACAAUCGCACUGCCGGAUCCGAAACGACACCGGAUUGACCCGCUGUCUUCUUCUUCUCCCAUCGUGAAUCCCGAGAAGAAGCCGAUCGAUGAUUCUAGGAGGCUUUUUCAACGUCUUUGGACCGAUGAGGACGAGAUCGAGCUUCUACAGGGUUUUUUGGAUUAUACUUCGGGCCGUGGUACGACGUCGUCCGGUCACCACCAUGAUACGGCGGCGUUUUACGACCAGAUCAAGUCAAAGCUUCAAUUGGAGUUUAACAAGAAUCAGCUGGUUGAGAAAUUGAGGAGGUUGAAGAAGAAGUAUCGGAAUGUUAUCAGUAAGAUUAGCUCCGGUAAAGAAUUCACUUUUAAGAGUCCUCAUGAUCAGGCUACUUUCGAGAUUUCUAGGAAGAUUUGGAGCAAUAUUUCUCCGAGUUUUCGAGGCGUGGCUGAAUUUGAUGAUGACGAUCAAAACCCUAACCCUAACCUUACCCCUGGCUCCAAUUUCGCUUCCGCGACUCCGCCUCGGCCGCCAAACAGCAGCUUUGUUGUCAGCCAUAUCAACCUCAACAACAGUGCCACUGGCAUGGCUUCAACACCGAUGCUUCUCGAUCAAAAGGCAGGUAGCAGUGGUAGUUAUAACCACAAUAAUAAUAAUAGUAAUAAUAAUAAUGCUGUUGGUUAUGAUAUUAUGAUGUCGAAUUUGAAUAGUCCUGCUGCGAAAUUGUCUUCAAGGAAGAGGCCUAGGGUGGGCAAAGUUGAUGAAAAGUUUGGGAGGAAUGUGAAUUUGGGGGGAAUGGUUGGUGGUGAGGGUGGUAAUGUUAUUGAUAAUAGUAAUAUUAACAACAAUAAUAGUAAUAUUACUAGUAGUAGUAAUAUCAAUCUUGGUUCAACAAUGCAGGGGUUGAUAGAAGAGGCUGUGAGGAGUUGUUUAUCGCCGAUGGUUAAGGAUUUGGUGAGUAAUACGGUGAAUGGGACGGUGUUUGGAGGCAGUGUUGGUGGUAUUAAGGGAGUUGGGGCGUUGGCAUUGAACGCUGUUCCCUUGAAUUUUUCUGGGGUGAGUUCGGCGGGGAGUAGUGGUGGGGAUGUAAUGGAUGAGAAGUGGAGAAACCAGCAGAUAUUGGAGCUUGAGGUGUAUUCAAAGCGUUUGGAGUUGGUUCAAGAUCAAAUUAAGUUGUCUUUGGAGGAGCUGAGAUCAAUGGGGAGCUAAAUUUCUGUUUCCUGGAGGUGAUCGGAGUAGGUUAGUUGAUGUGGAUUUGUGAGUUUCUCUAAUUUAUUUUUCCUGUUUGAUCAAUGAUAGAAUAUCAAUUUGGCUGAUUAUAUAUGUGUAGGUAGUAACUCCGAGCUCAUAGAUUUUUCCGUUUAUUUUAUCCCCUUCUUUUUAGUUUGACAUAAAAGAGAGCUGUUGAAUAAUGUUAAUUCAAUGUGUGUAGCUCUUUGCUCAACUCAAUUUUAUGUAUAGCAAUGAUUUGAAUAGAGAAGGCGGGAUUCAUAUUGA